AUGGGAAGUGGGGAGACUGAGUGGGAGGUGCGGAGUGGAGAGUGGGAAGGAAGGAGCAGCGAUAUUGAAUAUCAGGAUUGUGAUAUAGCUUGUGGAGAAGUGUCUUCCUCGGUUGACGUGGUGUGGUGGUGCCAGGGUGUGGCAGUGGUCCUGGGGUGUGGCAGUGGCCCCAGGGUGUGGCAGUGGUGCAGGACAGUGGUGCUGGAGUGGUGGUACAGCGCCAACCCUCCUGCAGAAGAGAGCGCAAUGCCACGGGGGGCUCAGUCUCCCAGAAGGACGCAGAGUGUUUAUGUGGGAGGUAGUGGAUGUCGUCUAACCUCACCUGACUUAUUGUUGUUGACGUCAGAGGCUUCUACCCCGCCCACACCACGGGAACGACACACUCACUCAGUUGUUGUGUCUCGUCCUAUUAGCUUAGCCAGUGAUGCCCAUGCUGCUGCCUACCUCUACUCCUGCAAUGCUCCCUAUGCCAGGUACUAUGUCAGUACGCCUUCACCGUGUUUAGGCGUAACCUGCAGGAUGAAGGAAGCUGAACGUUCUCCUUCUCCGGGUGUGGGCACGGGCCGUGCAGGACCCAGAGGGUCGGUGGCAUCACUGAGCUCACUAGGUGGCAGUGUGCAUGAUGAACUGUUUCGCUCUCCACGACAUGCAGAGGCAGCUUUGCGUCGUAUGGAAGCAUACUAUGCCCGGGGCCAGCUCUGUGAUGUUACAUUGGUGGCAGGAAGUCGCCGCAUUAGAGCUCACCGACUGGUGCUGAGUGCGGCGAGUGAUUACUUUGCUGUCAUGUUCACAUCUCCUGUACUUGAGGCCACCCAGGAGGAAGUAGCCAUGAGAGAUAUGGACUCAGAUGCUCUCCUCACCCUGGUCAACUACUGCUACACAGGUAAGUCUCUCUCACUUUGAUCUGCUAGUUGGUUCUACAAAAUUUUGUCACUGAUUCAGUAUACUGUACUGUAAACCAGUGGUGUCAAGCUCAAAACCUUUCGAGGGC
Messenger RNA from Homarus americanus (American lobster), 991 nucleotides. Its product is annotated as kelch-like protein 5. Bases 1 to 903 code for a protein of 300 amino acids. Gene Ontology annotation, molecular function: protein binding. Lineage: Eukaryota; Metazoa; Arthropoda; Malacostraca; Decapoda; Nephropidae. The record is from RefSeq and is a predicted model, not a curated record. The transcript has 4 exons.